Messenger RNA from Struthio camelus australis, 324 nucleotides. Lineage: Eukaryota; Metazoa; Chordata; Aves; Struthioniformes; Struthionidae. The record is from RefSeq and is a predicted model, not a curated record.
GUGAAUAGCCCCGACUCGGACCGGCGGGACAAGAAAGGGGGCAACUACAAGAAAAGGAAGCGCUCACCCUCUCCCUCGCCCACCCCGGAGGCGAAGAAGAAGAACGCAAAGAAAGGCCCCUCCACCCCCUACAACAAAUCCAAGCGCGGGCACCGUGAGGAGGAGCAGGAGGAUCUGACGAAGGACAUGGACGAGCCCUCGCCAGUCCCCAACGUGGAGGAGGUCACUCUGCCCAAAACAGUGAACACCAAGAAGGACUCGGAGUCUGCGCCUGUCAAGGGGGGCACCAUGACAGACCUGGGUAAGUCCAACCCUGUGUGCUGA